AUGGAUUACCAAUCUCUGGCCACGCCUCAGGAAUCACAACCACAGGGUGCUAAUGACGAUCGAUUACCGUGGACACCUUCGCCACCUUCGCGCCCGAACCUUUGUGCUCUUCUGCCUAUUACCUUCGUCCACACCACGGGGCCUCAUAUUUCACACGGUCCCAACCACUUUGGGGCCUUCUAUCAACUUGAUAUACCUACGAGACUGCAUUUAAGAGGAUUACUCGCGACCGGCUGUGUUCACGACGAAGACAAAAUGGCUGUCCAUUACAAGAGGCCGAAACUUAAGGAGAUUAAAAGUUAACCCUGCACCGUUCGUAGUUCGACUCAAAGUAGAUUAACGCUUCGUUCGGUAUAACAUUACCCGGGACACGCUGAUCCUGUUACAUUCUGCCCGGAAUUAAAAAUAUUGUCGUCCCC
Molecule: messenger RNA, 419 nt
Organism: Cephus cinctus (wheat stem sawfly)
Lineage: Eukaryota; Metazoa; Arthropoda; Insecta; Hymenoptera; Cephidae
Exons: 3
Coding region: 1-303 (100 amino acids)
Source: RefSeq, a predicted model, not a curated record